Penicillium bovifimosum is the source of this 672-nucleotide messenger RNA. Its product is annotated as Zinc finger PHD-finger. The transcript is spliced from 2 exons. NCBI's taxonomy places the organism in Eukaryota, Fungi, Ascomycota, Eurotiomycetes, Eurotiales, Aspergillaceae. The record is from RefSeq and is a predicted model, not a curated record. The coding region runs from base 1 to 672 and encodes 223 amino acids.
AUGGUUUCAAAAAACACCUUUGAGGGUGAGGUGCGGCCGCGUCGCGUUCGGCGGCCGCGGAAUAUGGCGUUGUUGGACUGCGACGUUAUAGUCCCUGAUGACCCCGAUGACAGUCCGUUUGAUGAGGCAGGCGUCCCUACAGGGGGCGUCGUGCUGGAUUUUAUCGGCGCGAUAAUGGCCGAGUUCUGUUCGACCUCGGGCGAUGCCUACCUUGCCUCGGGUCCCCGAGAGGCCUUAACUGAAAAGAUUUUAAGCGCUGUCCGGGCCCUGAUCGCCGGGAGCCGGGAGAUUAACGCAGCGAUCGCGCUUCUUUCCAUGGCCGGUGGCCAAGCCUUUUCCGUCGGCGAUGUGCCCUUCGCCGACGAAACCAGUGUCCCGUCUGCUCCCGUUUCGAUCACUUCGUCUACCCCUAUUUCGGUUUCUUCUGAGGAUGGCUCAGGUCCCCCUGGGGCCUUGAAGAAAAAGGUGGGAUCUCGGUCUCGGGGACUCUUCCUCAGAAGAAACCGAAAUAGGGGUAGACGAAGUGAUCGAAACGGGAGCAGACGGGACACUGGUUUCGUCGGCGAAGGGCACAUCGCCGACGGAAAAGGCUUGGCCACCGGCCAUGGAAAGAAGCGCGAUCGCUGCGUUAAUCUCCCGGCUCCCGGCGAUCAGGGCCCGGACAGCGCUUAA